GACGCGGAUGUACAAUGGCCAACGGACAAGAAAUGCAAGGAGCAAGCCCCGGUCGUUCCAUGGCCAAGAUGUCCCCCGCCAUCCGCGUCCACGUGGCCAACGCCGCGCUGCUCCAAGAACAACCUUUAAGCAUCGUGCCACGGAUUAUGUUCGGCAGCUCUUUGUUCUGUCUCUGCGUCAUGUUCGUGAUUGUCAUGGGGACGUUCAGCAACUGGCCCACACGCAACGAGCUCGACGGAGACGACAGCAGCCCGCCGGAGGUUCAGAACAGCCGAUCUGCCGUGGUCACCGAUGGCCCGAAACAAGCCGCGGAGGCCACGGCAGCUGCCUUGGAGGGCGAGGCAACACGACGCCGAGCCAAGAGAAAUGGAACGAAGGGCACCGCCAGGCGGGACUGCGGCCGAUUCUCGUUCAGGUACUGUGCCGAAGGCCCAAGCGCCGCCCAGCGGCACUACUACGACUGGACGAUCGGAUCAUGCGUGCCCACUUCGCACGACGUACCGCUCUGGUGCAACCGAGGCCGCAACCGGUUCGCUUCUCUGGAGCACUGCCGGAGCAAAUGCGUAACCAGGAAGCCCCCUUCCAGACAGUGUUCUUCGCCGACCUCUUUCACUGUUUGCUCCAGGCGCGACAUGAAGCACGGCCUGUGGUUCUGGGACGGCGACAGCUGCGUCGAGUGGAACUACAACCGCGGCAACUGCAUGGUCUCGCGGGGCCGCGAGCUCACGAGCAAGGCCGCUUGCAUCGAGGCCUGCGAGCCGUCCGCGAACGACACCGAGACGCCGGAGGUCCCGACGGUGUGCAGGGCCACCAGGUCCGCACCCUGCACGCCCGCCAAGAUGCGCUUCCCUUUCUUCGCGGCGCGCAAGGGCGGCGAACCACUUCGACUAAUGUAA
Molecule: messenger RNA, 896 nt
Organism: Dermacentor silvarum
Lineage: Eukaryota; Metazoa; Arthropoda; Arachnida; Ixodida; Ixodidae
Exons: 4
Coding region: 15-896 (293 amino acids)
Molecular function (GO): serine-type endopeptidase inhibitor activity
Source: RefSeq, a predicted model, not a curated record